GCUACUAGAAAUUGGAAAGUGGGGGGCUAAGACCGCCAAGAUGAACUUGUUCGUGCGCCAGUGCUCGACGCUUUUAACGUCUGGCAUUCGACAGCCAAACAACAACAAGUGCUCCUCGAUAAACGGGCUCGCUUGUUGGAUUUCCAGUUGUUCCAGUGGAGCGAUGUCGGGUCAAAGAGGAUCGCGCGACAGCGCUGGAAGUCCAGGGGCGCCGGGCGUCAGUGCAACCGGGAACGGUAGUGCACCCCCCUUCCAGCAUCCGCACUGCGACCGGGCGGCCAUGUACGAGCAGCCGGUGCGGAAGAUGAGGACCAAAGGAGGAACCUACGACUACGACCUAAUUGUGAUUGGCGGCGGAUCAGCUGGCCUGGCCUGCGCCAAGGAGGCGGUGCUCAACGGAGCCCGCGUGGCCUGCCUGGACUACGUCAAGCCCACGCCCACGCUGGGCACCAAGUGGGGCGUUGGCGGCACCUGCGUGAACGUCGGCUGCAUUCCCAAGAAGCUGAUGCACCAGGCCUCCCUCCUCGGCGAGGCUGUCCACGAGGCAGCAGCCUAUGGCUGGAACGUGGACGACAAGAUCAAGCCCGACUGGAACAAGCUGGUGCAGUCCGUGCAGAACCACAUCAAAUCCGUCAACUGGGUGACCCGCGUGGAUCUGCGCGACAAGAAAGUGGAGUACAUCAAUGGACUCGGCUCCUUCGUGGACUCGCACACCCUGCUGGCCAAGCUGAAGAGCGGCGAGCGCACAAUCACCGCCCAGACCUUUGUCAUCGCCGUGGGCGGCCGUCCCCGCUAUCCGGAUAUUCCCGGAGCCGUGGAGCACGGCAUCACCAGCGAUGAUCUGUUCAGUUUGGACCGCGAGCCCGGCAAGACCUUGGUUGUGGGAGCUGGCUACAUUGGCCUCGAGUGCGCUGGAUUCCUGAAGGGUCUCGGCUACGAGCCCACCGUCAUGGUGCGCUCCAUUGUGCUGCGCGGCUUCGACCAGCAGAUGGCCGAGCUGGUGGCCUCCUCGAUGGAGGAGCGCGGCAUUCCCUUCCUGCGCAAAUCGGUGCCCCUGUCGGUGGAGAAGCAGGACGACGGCAAGCUGCUGGUCAAGUACAAGAACACGGAGACCGGCGAGGAGGCCGAGGAUGUCUUCGACACCGUGCUGUGGGCCAUUGGCCGCAAGGGCCUGGUCGACGAUCUGAAUUUGCCCAAUGCCGGCGUGAGUGUGCAGAAGGACAAGAUUCCAGUGGACUCGCAGGAGGCCACCAAUGUGGCGAACAUCUAUGCCGUGGGCGACAUUAUCUACGGCAAGCCGGAGCUGACGCCCGUGGCCGUUUUGGCCGGUCGUCUGCUGGCCCGCCGCCUCUACGGCGGAGCCACGCAGCGCAUGGACUACAAGGAUGUGGCCACCACGGUGUUUACGCCUCUGGAAUACGCCUGCGUCGGUCUGAGCGAGGAGGAUGCCGUCAAGCAGUACGGAGCCGACGAGGUGGAGGUAUUCCACGGCUACUACAAGCCCACGGAGUUCUUCAUUCCGCAGAAGAGCGUGCGCUACUGCUACUUGAAGGCGGUGGCCGAGCGCCACGGCGACCAGCGCGUCUACGGACUCCACUACCUCGGCCCGGUGGCCGGUGAGGUGAUCCAGGGAUUCGCGGCCGCCCUCAAGUCCGGCCUGACCAUCAACACGCUGAUCAACACCGUGGGCAUUCACCCCACGACCGCCGAGGAGUUCACCCGGCUGAGCAUCACCAAGCGCUCGGGAUUGGACCCCACGCCGGCCAGCUGCUGCAGCUAAGGCGGGAUUGCAGCUCAGCCGCGAAGACCCGAAGAUGAUGAAUGGUUGUUAGACGCGGCCCAGCGAUCGAAGAGUUCAACAGUUCCGUUUCAGUUUCCACACAAUUAACAACACCCACACAAUAGCUCUGCGCAAGGGAGGGGCACCGGGCAGCGAUGACGGGCGGAACUCCAGCGGAGCGACCAGUCCCCUGGCUGCGACCAGCCCAUCCCACGACUGCUGCGCCGCCGACAUGCACUCAAAAUUUUGAAUUUGUUUGAACCUAUGAAAUUAACCAUGAAACCCCCUAAAUGUAUGGUUGAAAAAUAUAAUUUUUCACCGACAAAA
Drosophila takahashii is the source of this 2107-nucleotide messenger RNA. It is a transcript of the gene Trxr1, whose product is annotated as Thioredoxin reductase 1. The record is from RefSeq and is a predicted model, not a curated record. Gene Ontology annotation, molecular function: flavin adenine dinucleotide binding; glutathione-disulfide reductase (NADPH) activity; thioredoxin-disulfide reductase (NADPH) activity. Gene Ontology annotation, biological process: cell redox homeostasis; cellular response to oxidative stress; glutathione metabolic process. Gene Ontology annotation, cellular component: cytosol; mitochondrion. Lineage: Eukaryota; Metazoa; Arthropoda; Insecta; Diptera; Drosophilidae.